Messenger RNA from Pantherophis guttatus, 1483 nucleotides. It is a transcript of the gene ARL2, whose product is annotated as ARF like GTPase 2. The record is from RefSeq and is a predicted model, not a curated record. NCBI's taxonomy places the organism in Eukaryota, Metazoa, Chordata, Lepidosauria, Squamata, Colubridae. Gene Ontology annotation, molecular function: GTP binding; GTPase activity.
CGGAGCCACGCGCGUGUGUAAUCCCGGCGGUGGGCGGAGCGAGCGCGGGCAGAGGCUUCCGCGCGGGCGAUGGGGCUGCUGAGCAUCUUGAAGAAAAUGCGGCAGAAGGAGCGGGAGCUGCGGCUGCUGAUGCUGGGCCUGGACAACGCCGGCAAAACCACCAUCCUGAAAAAGUUCAACGGGGACGAGAUCGACACCAUCUCUCCCACGCUGGGCUUCAACAUCAAGACCCUGGAGCAUCGCGGGUUCAAGCUGAACAUCUGGGACGUGGGGGGCCAGAAGUCCCUGCGCUCCUACUGGCGCAACUAUUUUGAGAGCACCGACGGGCUCAUCUGGGUGGUGGACAGCGCUGACCACCAGCGAAUGGAGGACUGCAAGAAGGAGUUGGAGACCCUCCUGGUGGAGGAGCGUUUGUCUGGUGCCACGCUUCUCAUCUUUGCCAAUAAGCAGGACCUGCCGGGUGCGUUAAGUCCCAGUGCCAUCCAGGAGGCCCUGGAUCUCGACAGCAUCCAAACCCACCAUUGGUGCAUCCGAGGUUGCAGUGCUUACACCGGGGAAAAUCUUCUGGCGGGCAUCGAUUGGCUGUUGGACGACAUCUCAAGCCGGAUAUUCACCGCGGAUUGAGAGGCUCUAACAGUGUUUUUCAAUCUUGGGCACUGGAAGAUGGGGGGUUUCAACUCCCAGAAUUCCCCAGCCAGCUGGAUGGACUUCAGCUCCCAGAAUUCCCCAGCUGAAUUCCCCAGCCAGCUGGAUGGACUUCAACUCCCAGAAUUCCCCAGCCAGUUGGGUGGACUUCAACUCCCAGAGUUCCCCAGCCAGCUGGAUGGACUUCAGUUCCCAGAAUUCCCCAGCCAGCUGGAUGGACUUCAGUUCCCAGAAUUCCCCAGCCAGUUGGGUGGACUUCAACUCCCAGAGUUCCCCAGCCAGCUGGAUGGACUUCAGUUCCCAGAAUUCCCCAGCCAGCUGGAUGGACUUCCAGUUCCCAGAAUUCCCCAGCCAGUUGGGUGGACUUCAACUCCCAGAAUUCCCCAGCCAGCUGGAUGGACUUCAACUCCCAGAGUUCCCCAGCCAGCUGGGUGGACUUCAACUCCCAGAAUUCCCCAGCCAGUUCAACUCCCAGAAUUUUCCAAUUCUGGGAGUUGAAGUCCACCUAUCUUCAAGCUGCCCAGCUUGAGAAACGGAGGAAUUCUGGGAGUUGAAGUCCACCCAUCUUCCAGGUUGAAAAACAUCAAUUUAAAGACUGUAUUUUGACCAAUGCUUAAAAGGCCCAUCUUUGGCCCUGGAUCUGGGUCCAAUUGAAACAACACCCAUUGCAAAAAUCAGUGUUUGCGCCCACAUUCGGUGUGGCCCGUGGCAUCCAUCCUGUGGCUGGGGGGGGCGGGUAGGGUAGGCGAGAAAUCCAUGUUUUUUUUGUUAUGUCCCCCUUCUCCGCACGGGAUUGUGUUAAGAGCAGAGCAAUAAAGCUGUGGCUGUUUUAAAGAGA